Molecule: messenger RNA, 1498 nt
Organism: Zophobas morio
Lineage: Eukaryota; Metazoa; Arthropoda; Insecta; Coleoptera; Tenebrionidae
Product: zinc finger protein 711-like
Exons: 2
Coding region: 242-1408 (388 amino acids)
Biological process (GO): regulation of transcription by RNA polymerase II
Molecular function (GO): DNA-binding transcription factor activity, RNA polymerase II-specific; RNA polymerase II transcription regulatory region sequence-specific DNA binding
Source: RefSeq, a predicted model, not a curated record
GUGACAACUGUCAAACCAUUGUAAUGUUAUUAUUAUCGAAAUAGAAAUAAAUGAAGGAAAUCAGCGAGAUUUAUUAAUCAGCAUUAGUCGGAAUAAGUAGAUUUUGUAUCGUCAGUAUUUGCAUAACAAUUUUAUUAAUACAACAUUAUUGCCUCAACCAUGACAGUAAGUAAGAGUUUUCGUUUAUAUUUACCGAAUUUCCCAUCAAAUUUUCACUACAUGUGAGGAGUCACUAUUAAACAUGAAGAAAGUGGACCAUUUUUAUUGUGUUACAUCAAAGCUACGAAAACUAAAAUGUAAAAGUUGCAAUUUUAACACACAACUCCUCACUCAUCUUCGGAAUCAUUCUCAUAAACCGAAUGUACAAACCAAACCCGUUAUUGUCUGUAAAUGUAAGAAAUGUCACUUUUCAACAUACUCGAAACUUUUGUGUCUGAAACAUAUACUCCGCUGUAAAUGUAAAAGAAAAUUUCCUAGACCUGAAAUAAAACAUGAACUGAUAAUCAAAGCACACCACGAGGAAACUGAAAGCGAAAUAGAUCCGUUAGUUGACUACAAUCAGUUACUUUGUGAACCAGAGCACAACGACCCAAUCGAACAAAGUAACGUAAACUUCAAUUUAAUGCACCAAAGAAACACUCCCUUUGACCUGUUGAAUUCCGGUCUCCCGCUACAAAAAGAGCGCUUCCACUGCGACCACUGUCCCUACAAAACGUCGCGUUUGUACAACUUCAAACGUCACGUGAUCACCAACCACUCCCUAAGAACCUUCGAGUGUGAAGUGUGCAAUAUGAAAUUCGAGAACAAAAGACUUCAAACCCAGCACAUAUUCCUCGAACACGCCACCACCUCAGAAAAGGUCCCGUGGCUCCAGUGUGAAUAUUGUUCUUUCAAAACCGUGUACAAGACUUCGCUCAAACAUCACCACCUCAGAAAGCAUACUCAUUCAGAAGACAUUACUUGGUAUCAAUGCGAAGAUUGCUCCUAUCGCGCGAAACGCGACUCGGAUUUGAAGGAACACCACCUGAGGAUACAUGCGGAUCCGGCGAAUGUCGAAUGGUUUCAGUGCGAAUUGUGCCCAUAUAAAGCGAAAAAGAGGUGGCGAUUGCAGGGACAUGAAAGGCGAAGACACUCGAAAAAGGAGAAAACUAAAUAUUCGUUGGACAUUGGUUCGUGGUUGCGUUGUGGUCAGUGUGAGUUUCAAACUACUCAUAAGAAUAGCAUGAAUAGGCACAAACGCGUUCACGCAGGUACCGAUUUCGUGAAUUGGUAUUGUUGUCAGCAGUGCUCGUACCGGACUAAGUGGAAGACCAACUUGAAGACGCAUGUGGAGAGAAUGCACCAGGAGCAGAGUAACGAAUCUUGCGUUCUUGAUGUUCGUAUAAAAGAGGAUAAUGUUAUUAUGUAGAGAUAUACAGAUGCGGAUUUUUUGCCCUCUUAUUUAUAACUAUAUAGUGUAUAAAUUACUUAUGAGAUGGAUUAAAUUAUUUAAAACGUU